Seriola dumerili (greater amberjack) is the source of this 2018-nucleotide messenger RNA. It is a transcript of the gene gnav1, whose product is annotated as guanine nucleotide-binding protein G(o) subunit alpha-like. The transcript is spliced from 9 exons. Bases 140 to 1225 code for a protein of 361 amino acids. Gene Ontology annotation, cellular component: heterotrimeric G-protein complex. The record is from RefSeq and is a predicted model, not a curated record. NCBI's taxonomy places the organism in Eukaryota, Metazoa, Chordata, Actinopteri, Carangiformes, Carangidae. Gene Ontology annotation, molecular function: GTPase activity; G protein-coupled receptor binding; G-protein beta/gamma-subunit complex binding. Gene Ontology annotation, biological process: adenylate cyclase-modulating G protein-coupled receptor signaling pathway; Rho protein signal transduction.
UUCACAGGAACAGACUGAGGAGGAGCAGAAGGGCUCGCAGCAUGCAGGUUAUAGAAACAAACUCGGGGUGAUCCCAGUCUGGACUCCCUGUCUUUGUUUUCCGCUCUGACCGGGGCCCGGGAGGAGAUGAGUGCUCGGGAUGGGACUGUGCCUCGGUACCGAAGUAACAGAGGAGGAGAAGAAGGCGAGGACACACAGUGCCAAGAUAGACAGAGACCUGUAUGAAUACGCCAAACGGGAGAUGAAUGUAGUUAAAAUACUCUUGCUAGGUGCAGCGGAGAGCGGUAAAAGCACUCUGGUCAAACAGAUGAAGAUCAUUCACAGUAAUGGAUUCACCAAACAAGAGCUAACCAGCUUCAAGCCUGCAGUGCUAGAUAACCUCCUGACCUCCAUGAAGUUUGUCCUCCAUGGCAUGGGCGUCCUCCGGAUCAACCUGGCUAACAGCAGGAACAAGGUCCACGCCCAUUCUGUCCUGUCGUGUGGGCGGUGUUUUGACGAAGAACAGGUGCUGUUUCCUUUCCUGAGCCAUGCCCUGUCCUGUCUGUGGACUGACCAGGGGGUGAGGGCCGCGGCGGCCCGGGGAUACGAGUACGAGCUUAAUGACUCAGCGCUGUAUUUCUUUGAGAACAUGGCCCGCAUUGCGUCUCCAGACUACGUGCCCACAGAGACUGACGUUCUGCGAGUACGACUGAGGACGACGGGUGUGAUAGAGACCCAGUUCAAAGUCAGCCACCUCAUUUUCAGGAUGUACGAUGUUGGAGGCCAGAGAACUGAGCGGAGGAAGUGGAUUAGUUGUUUCGAGGAUGUCAGGGCGGUGCUGUUCGUGGUGUCGCUCAGCGGUUACGACAUGACCCUGGUGGAGGACCCCUCCAUGAAUCGUCUGCAAGAGAGCAUGAAGCUCUUCUCCUCCAUCUGCAACAAUGUCUUCUUCCGCAGCACGUCCAUGAUUUUAUUCAUGAACAAGAUAGACCUUUUUCAAGACAAGAUUUUACACUCUGGACGACAUCUGCGGUUAUACCUGCCACAGUUUAAAGGUGCAGACUGUGACGUGGAUUCGGCCGCCCGUUUCAUUGCCGCCACUUUUGUUUCCCUCAACGCCAUGCCCAGCAAACUCAUCUACCACCACUUCACCACGGCGACCGACACCUCCAACAUCCAGGUCGUCUUCCAGGUGGUUAUGGACACGAUAAUCAAAGAGAACCUGGAGGCAGUGUCACUUCUGUGACUGCCAGUCACAGAAAACUGAGAUGUCACUGGACAGUCAGUCCUGCCGGUCUUUGGAUGUGUCAUUUUAAAAGACUAACACAGCAAAAAAAAAACAAAAAAAACAAUAGGCAUUGAACACAACAUGGAGAUCAUCUAAUCCACGUGAACUGUCUGUUUUCUCUCUUAAGGUGCAGCCUGGGAACUCUGAUGCUCUUUGUUGCAUUUCAUCCUCUCUGAUGCUUGAUUUCAUGUAGCUUUGAAAAACGCAUUAAAGGAAGAGGACCUCUCAGCCAAUCCUUUGUUUUGGGGUUGAGCCCUGAAACAUUGACUUCUGUCAAGAGUAAUGGGCAUUUAUAUUUUUGUACUGUACAAUGAAAUUAGACAAUGAACAGAGACGCUUUCUGAAGACUUGAUAUAUAGUGCCAUUUAUUUCCCUGUCUCUUCUCGUGUGUGUGUGUGCGUGUGUGUGUGUGCGUGCGUGCGUGGGCGCAGGACACAGAGGUGGUGACAAUUUACUGUUUGUCCGUUACUUCCUUGGCGCAGGGUUCACUCAUGCAUACCGUCGUGUGUUUUCCGCUCAUUCAUCACUGUGUCUCUGCUUUGCACAUCCUGUGCGUCACACCCUCCUAAUGAGCCGGUGAUCACUGCAAAAGCACCCUAGUUUGUGUUGACUCUCCCUCAGAUGAAAUCAUCCACACACGUUCAUUUUAAUCUGCAUCUUCACUUUGUUCCCCUGACUCUUACCAGUCAGCGAUGACGCUGGGAAACUUUAAUAAUGGAAAUGGGAGUGUAUGUAAAGAAACAUCCCUGAA